Messenger RNA from Saccharomycodes ludwigii, 1326 nucleotides. It is a transcript of the gene PRS1, whose product is annotated as ribose phosphate diphosphokinase subunit PRS1. Lineage: Eukaryota; Fungi; Ascomycota; Saccharomycetes; Saccharomycodales; Saccharomycodaceae. Gene Ontology annotation, molecular function: ribose phosphate diphosphokinase activity; magnesium ion binding. The transcript has a single exon. The record is from RefSeq and is a predicted model, not a curated record. Gene Ontology annotation, cellular component: cytoplasm; ribose phosphate diphosphokinase complex. Gene Ontology annotation, biological process: ribonucleoside monophosphate biosynthetic process; purine nucleotide biosynthetic process; 5-phosphoribose 1-diphosphate biosynthetic process. Bases 1 to 1326 code for a protein of 441 amino acids.
AUGCGCAAGUGCAAAGUUUUCGUUGGUAAUUCCCAUCCGGAUUUAGGUAAAUUGGUUUGUGACAGAUUAGGUAUUGAACCAGCCCCAUGUACGCUAAAAAAAUUUGCCAAUGGUGAAACCAGUGUUCAGAUUGGUGUUUCUGUUCGUGAUGAAGAUGUUUAUGUUAUCGAAUCCGGCUCUCCUCAUGUCAAUGACCACAUUAUGGAACUAUUGAUCUUAGUUUCUGCUUUAAAGGGUGGUUCUGCAAAAAAAAUCACUGCAGUUAUCCCUCAAUUCCCAUAUUCUAAACAAUGCAAAAUGAAGAAACAAAGGGGCGCCAUUACUGCUAGAAUGUUGGCUAACUUAUUGAUCAUGGCCGGUGCCGACCAUGUAAUAUCAAUGGAUCUACAUGCCUCUCAGAUGCAAGGGUUUUUCACGAAGCCCGUUGAUAACUUAUAUGGGGGGCCAAGUUUGGCUAAGUGGAUUAGAGAAAAUGUGGAAGAUUACGAGAAUAGUGUUGUUGUCUCCAAGAAUCCGGGUGGUACCAAACGUGUUACUGCAUUGGCUGAUACUUUAAAAAUUAAUUUUGCUAUGAUUCACACCGAUCGUCGCCGUUCUAAAGAUUUGUAUGCUCAAAACAAGAAUUUGAAGCAAUUAAGAUUGAGAAAGCAAUCUAUGUUGAGAAAAAACCGUCCAAUUAUUAAACCUGGCGAAGAUGGUAAUGAUGAAGAAAACAUUAUUUUGACUAAUGGUAUUCAAACAGCUAGAAUUAUUAAAGGUCACGUUGUUGAUGAUGAUGAAGUUGAAGAUGAUCCUUUUGAGGUCAGCGGUGAUAUUGCUGUUUCUGAUAGUGGUAGUAAUGUAGACGCUGGCGUUGAUACCGAAAUGGAACUUCCUCAAAUUAAUGACCCAUAUUCAAUUGGUGCAGAUGCAUAUGCUGCUUUAGAUUCUGAGGACGAAGAAGAAGAACCUAUUGAUACCGAAAAAUUAAUUACCUUGGUUGGUAACGUGAAUGGUCGUACUGCCAUAUUAUUGGAUGAUAUGGUCGAUAGGCCAUCUUCGUUUAUUAGUGCUGCUGAGCAUUGCACCAAGAACUGUGGUGCAAAUAAAGUUCUUGUUGUUGCUACCCAUGGUAUUUUUACGGGCGAUUGUUUAGAGCAAUUGGAAAGUUCUGAUUCUAUUGAUAAAAUUGUUGUCACAAAUACCUAUGCCAUUUCCCCAGAAAUUAUAGCAAAAUCUAAGAAACUGGUGGUUAUUGAUGUUUCACCAAUUUUUGCCGAAUGUAUUCGUCGUAAUCAUUAUGGUGAAAGUAUUUCUGUUUUAUUUGAUUCAUUAAAAGCACUAUGA